AUGAAGGAAGCCGUCCACACUCGACACCACUUAGCCUCCGCUCACGCCGAUUACUGUCGCUCUCUUUGUGUCACCGGUUCAGCUCUUACUUCCUUCGCUGCCAGUAAGCCUCUUUCCGUCUCCAACGAAACCCCUGCAGUUCUUCUUGACCCAUCUCCUCCACCAACCAAUCCCACCCCUCUACGUGUCCCUCCUUCUCCCUCCCCUUCCCUCCACCCUCCUCCCCCCCCCCCUUAUCUUCUUCCCCUUCCCCUUCUGUGGCUCCCAAUCCCGACGGCAUAUCAAGCUAAUUCAACGUACUUAGACUCUCCUUCCCAAGUUUCUUCUAUUUGGAACUGGGAAAAUUUCUACCCUCCUUCCCCACCGUACUCCGAAUUCUUUGAACAAAAAGCAAAACGACGAAAGCAACAACUAAUCCAACAGCGUCCUCGAAAUCUACAUUCUAACUACCCUGAAGACACAGAAGAUACCAAAACGGAGAAAUCAGGAUACGAUUUCUUCCGUCCUGAAAAACCGAACCACCGUUACAAUAUCAAUACCGGUACUAAUGGCAAUAAUAAUUUCGAUCAGGAAACUGAAAGAGAAGAAGUGCAAUGCAGUGAAUGGGGAGACCAUGGCCAUGAUCGUUUCACCACCACAAGUUCAUCGGACAAAGAGGGGGGAGAUGAUGUGGCAUCCAGAUCCGAGAUUGGGACCCGCAACUCGGAGAGUUACAUCAUCUCCAUCGGACUCCUCCACCGGUGCAACCACUGCCACGGCAUCCAAUGUAAGGGGUUGCUGCUGGGAAUAAAAUGGAUAAUAAGCCGGAGGAUGCAGGUGCCAUGA
This is a messenger RNA of Hibiscus syriacus, 825 nucleotides long. RefSeq names its product nitrate regulatory gene2 protein-like. NCBI's taxonomy places the organism in Eukaryota, Viridiplantae, Streptophyta, Magnoliopsida, Malvales, Malvaceae. The transcript is spliced from 2 exons. The record is from RefSeq and is a predicted model, not a curated record. Bases 1 to 825 code for a protein of 274 amino acids.